This is a messenger RNA of Calidris pugnax (ruff), 5199 nucleotides long. RefSeq names its product DENN/MADD domain containing 3 (gene DENND3). Gene Ontology annotation, molecular function: protein binding. The transcript has 23 exons. Gene Ontology annotation, cellular component: cytoplasmic vesicle. The record is from RefSeq and is a predicted model, not a curated record. Bases 66 to 3875 code for a protein of 1269 amino acids. NCBI's taxonomy places the organism in Eukaryota, Metazoa, Chordata, Aves, Charadriiformes, Scolopacidae. Gene Ontology annotation, biological process: regulation of Rab protein signal transduction.
GGGAAGGAGUUGCCGCCGCCGCCGCCGCUACCCACCGUCACCCGGCGUCCCGGUCCCGCUGUGCUAUGGAGGACGUGCUGCCCCCGGGUCUGCUGGAGAUCUGCCUGCUGGUCGGCGUGCCCCAGGAGCGGGUGAGAGCGCUCCUCCAGGGUACUCAAAGAAAACCCAAAUACCUUCCUCCCCUUGAUCCAGAAGUUCUUUCUGUAUUUGUGCCUCCGUUUAUCAGCAGAGAUGAUACUCAGGUGAUUAAUGCUGGUAAUAACUUGAAUAAAAGUAAACGCCGGUCUUUCCGAAAGAAAAAAGAGAGACCAAAGAUUGAAAAUGUCAAGAGUCUCAACGGGGAGCAGAAAGCACCGGACACUGAAGAUAUUACAGUUCCAAAGGACAUUGAUCUUAUCGGUUUGCCACAGCUCUGCUUCCCAGGAGGACUUUAUGUAACCUCUGAAUCCAAAGACGACCACAUUCAUUUCCUGGUCUUCACAGAUGUCUGUGGUAACAGAACAUACGGGGUUGUUGCACAAUACUACCAGCCUAUGCAAGAUGGCUCUAUUUCCUCGAAUGGGCAGGCCCACUGGGAAUCUGCGCAGAGUGGGAAGAUGCCUGCCUGUUUUGUACCAUUAGCUAUUUGUGUUAUAUCCAGAUAUCCAUAUUUUAAUGCCCUCAAGGAUUGUCUCUCUUGCUUACUAGUACAGCUGCGACCUUUCAAGGAUUUAGAUGUUGAGGAGCACGUAAAAGAAUUUGCAGCAAAAUUAUUUUUAAUACCCAGCCCGCCACCAGGACCACUCCACUUGGUAUUUAAUAUGAAACCACUUCAAAUAAUAAUUCCUUCACGAGAGGAUCCGGACAGUCCAAUUAUUGACUUGGAUCUUCAUCUUCCGUUGUUGUGUUUCAAGCCAAAGCAGGUGCUGCAGAUUAUGACCUGUAUCUUGACUGAGCAGAGAAUAGUUUUCUUCUCUUCUGAUUGGGCUCGGCUGACGCUCGUUGCUGAAUGCUUUAUGUUGUACCUUCAUCCUCUUCAGUGGCAACACACUUUUGUGCCCAUUCUCUCUCGGCAUAUGCUGGAUUUUGUCAUGGCCCCGACAUCUUUUCUUAUGGGAUGUCAUGUUGAUCAUUUUGAAGUAGUUAGCAUGGAAGCAGAAGACUUAAUUCUAAUUAAUAUUGAUAAUGGAGACAUUACACAUUCAAAAAUGACAGCAGAGGAAACUGAAAUUCCAGAUGUUCCAGCACAUGCGGCAGAAACUUUCAUAACAAGGGUGGAGAGUCUCCAGCUGCAUUAUGAUCUAGAGCUCUGCCAUCUCCGGGCCAGCACGGAUCUUGGUGAACUCCAAACGCGCAGAAGAGCUUGGCAACAGAAACUGAAUUCAGAAAUUCAGCAAACGACUUUGCAGUUCAUUGUUAAUAUCUUUAGGGAGGUGAAAGACCAUCUAAAUUAUGAAUACAGAGUGUUUAACAGUGAAGAAUUUCUGAAAACAAGGGCGAUCGGCGACCAGCCAUUUUACAAAAAGGUUUUGGAGACCUACAUGUUUCACUCUUUCCUUAAAGCUCGUCUGAACAGAAGGAUGGAUGCUUUCGCUCGACUUGAGUUGAGUACCCAGUCUGAAGAGGACAGAUUUAACUUGAUGUUUCAUACGCCGAGAAGACUGACAAUGGAGAAAAUAGCUUCUAAGCGGUUUCAUCAGCAGUACGUGAUCAACAGGCGUAUGGUAAUUAGUAUGCCUAAUCUGCAAGAUAUCAAGCUGUCAGAGGGCCCUACUAGAAAUUCCUCACUUCGAAGGAUAGACGCAGGCGUUGCUGUGAAAAUGCCCUCCAAAUCAGUCAGUACAUUCAAAAUCCCAGAAAUUCACUUUCCUCUGAUGUUCCAGUGUGUUCACUCCUACUACACCGACUUCUUCAACCAUCUCAGCAAAGCUAUAAAUACCUUACCACCCGAUAACUCGGUGUUGCUGGCAAGGUACUUCUACCUCCGGGGACUUGUUAGCUUGAUGCAAGGGAAACUACUAAACGCGCUUUCUGACUUUGAGAACCUGGAUAAAACAGACUUGAGAAUUUUCCCUACUGACCUUGUAAGAAAAAUAGUGGAAACCAUGCCUCCUGCUGAGCGUUUCCAAGCAGACCGCAAGCCUGAGCUGAAGAAGCUGAUAAGUCGAGUGAUGGAAAAACAGAGAGAAGUUGUGAAAAUAGAUGAUCACGUGAAAAAUUUUGAAUUGCCAAAAACACACAUGCAACUGGAUGAUUUUGUGAAGCGAAUCCAGGAAUCUGGAAUUGUCAAAGAUGUGGACACUAUACAUCGGUUAUUUGAUGCCCUAACAGUAGGGCAGCAGAAACAGAUCGAUCCUGAAACGUUCAGAGAUUUCUACAACUACUGGAAAGAAACUGAAGCAGAAGCUCAAGAGGUGAAUCUGCCACCGACAGUAAUAGAGCAUCUAGAUAAAAAUGAAUGUGUCUACAAGUUAUCCUGCUCAGUUAAAACUAACUACGGUGUAGGGAAAAUAGCUCUGACCCAAAAGCGCUUGUUCCUGUUGACAGAAGGAGGCCGUCCUGGCUACAUCCAGAUCGCUGCUUUCAGGGAUAUCGAGGAAGUUAAGAGCACGACUGUAACUUUCCUUGUUUUGAAAAUACCUACUCUGAGGAUUAAAACAUCAUCUAAAAAAGAAGUCUUUGAAGCAAACCUUAAAACUGAGUGUGAUCUCUGGUACCUGAUAGUGAAAGAAAUGUGGGCUGGAAAGAAAAUGGCAGAUGAUCACAAGGAUCUUCAGUAUAUUCAGCAAGCACUGACAAACGUUCUCCUGAUGGAUGCUGUGGUUGGUGCCCUGCAGUCCUCCAAGAACAUAUAUGCGGCCUCCAAACUGGCUUAUUUUGACAGGAUGAAGAAUGAAGUGCCUAUGAUGGUCCCCAAAACAACUUCAGAGACGUUGAAGCACAAGAUCAAUCCCUCAGCUGGGGAGACAUUUCCACAGGCAAUAGAUGUCUUGCUUUAUACGCCAGGGCAUCUCGACCCUUCAGAAAGACCUGGCAAUGCUCAUCCCAAACUAUGGUGUGCUUUAAAUGAGGGGAAAGUGGUGGUCUUUGACGCAUCUACCUGGUCUAUUCAGCAGCACUGUUUCAAAAUGGGCCGCUCUAAGCUGACUUGUAUGAUCAUGGUAGAACAGAGUCAAGUGUGGAUCGGCUCUCAAGACUCCAUUAUUUAUAUCAUCAACACCCACAGUAUGUCUUGUAAUAAGCAACUGAACGAUCAUCGUUCCGAUGUUAUGGACAUCGUUGUGGAGAAGAAGAAUGGAAUACCCAGCGAGGCGUACUCGAGCAGCUUAGACGGAACAGUGAUUGCCUGGAACAUCAGCACUCUGAAAGUUAACCGCGUCUUUCAGCUGCCCUGCCAAAAUCUCACUUCUAUCAAGCUUCAUAAUGACCAGCUGUGGUGCUGUACUGGAAGUUGCAUACUUGUUUUGUCAACUCAUGAAUUCCGGCUACAGAUGAAAAUUGAGCAUCACCUGAGGGAUGUGGCUUCCUGUUUUCUCUGCUUCCAGCUCUUCCCUGAGAGAGAUGAAGUGUGGGCGUCUUACUCGGGGAGUAGUGACCUGUACAUCUGGAACACCAGAGAUGUUGCAAGUCCACCUCAAAAGAUUCAUCUUCAAGAUUGCUCUGAGAUUACUUGUAUGAUAAGAGUUAAAAAUCAGAUGUGGGUUGGCAGCAGUGGAAGGUCACAAGGCAAGAGCAGAGGGAAGAUCUACGUGAUCGAUGCUGAGAAGAAGACGGUGGAGAAGGAGCUGGUUGGUCACACGGACACAGUAAGGGCGCUGUGCUCGGCAGAGGACAGAUACGUCCUCAGCGGCUCCGGGAAGGAAGAAGGGAAGAUUGCCAUUUGGAAAGCUGAAUAGUUCAACUGUUCAAAAUAUGGCAAAAUACAUAUUUUCCUCCCUGUGCUGAGGAAAAAAGCUCAGAACCUCAGGCCGCGUUUACUCCAGCAUCUUGCUUCUAUUUCAACCACCUCUCAGUGUUAUUUUUUUGUGGUAUUUAUUGAGUUAUUUAGUAGCUACGUUGUUGUAGAAAAUGGAAAUGGAAGUGAAUCUCUCCUGGCACCUUGUCCUGCUCCUGCAUGUUUGAUAAUAACAGGAAUGUGAACUGAGGGGUCACUGCCUUUGAACUUGACCCGUUUUGGUGGGGAGGAGCAGGGCUGUUGGCCGGGCCACGUGGUGCUGGUUGCCCCAAGAGAGAGAGAGCAGAAACCAGUUCAGUAAUUCCAGUAAUUCUGCUGGAGCUCUUUCUCAUUUGUCUAAAACCAUGCGAUUCAAUCUUUACAGCCUAUAAUAGCUGGAAAUGGGCACUGAAAAGGAAAAAAAAAUAUAUCUAAGUGCCUUUGUUGGAUUUACUGUAAAUGCUGAGUGUCUUUCUGAACUGGUUUUAUCUGGGAGGACUGGUUGUUCCCCCUCUGUACAUUUAUGGUGCUCUAGUAUUGAAGAUGUAGACACGGAUCACGCCGAAAGCUCCCUGCUGGGGAGAGAAGAUACUUGGGAUGUUAUUGACAACUGUUUUUUAAACUUGUUUUUCCUUUAGAAACAAGGCCCAGCACUUGGCAUUUGGAACAGUAUGUGACACUCCUUGGGGUUUGUUUUUUUUUUUUUCCCCUCUUCUGAAGCACUUAAUUUAUUUAAUUUCUGUAUAUAUUACGCUGGCUUUUGGACACAACCUUCCAGUUCCUUUGCAAACCAACCUCUGCCACUCCUCCCGUGGGUCACCGUUGCUGCAGGCACAGGAACUGCUGUUACUUCGUGUAGAACCUGCUUAAUUUUCAAAUCCUGUAAAGUCCUCAAACUACUCUUUAAUUACUGAAGCCAGCAUCACGGGGGUGUGAUCUGGGGGACUCUCUUGACAGCGUCUCCUGAUCACGUCCUCACCUCCCAUGUUUUCCCCACUGAUGACAAGUACCUACAAGUCAAGCAAUAAAUGGAGGCAGAAGAGUUUUGUGUCGACGAUAUUUAAUAUAUUGUAAAUAGAAGGAAAAAAAUGGGCUGCUACUUUUGUUCAUAAAUACAAAAUAGGCCUAAUAGAAGUGUAAACUACUGGAAAUAAUACUCUCUGUAAUAUUUCUAUUACAAUGUGCUGAUGAAAGGUUUUAUCAUAUGUGGUAACUGAAAUUUUACCUUUUUAAGUGUGGGGUUUUUUUUUCAAUUUCAGAAUAUUAAACACUAUAUUGAUACUCUG